UUCCUCUUAAUUAAGAUCAAAGAAACUUCCUUCACAAUCAGUCAAGAUCAAACUAAAAAUCUAAGCUAUGCUAUGGCUCAAUCUGGUCGGCAAGAAAGAAAAAUAGCUCAGUUGCCGGAUUGCAUUCUGGAGUCCAUAGUUUCAUUGCUACCUCUAGUCAAAACUAGCCUGGUUUUCCCUCAGUGGAGGCGCGGAUUGCAUCUUCUAACAAGGCACAAUCUAGAAUUCAACAAUCUAAACGUUUUCGGAAGCAACCAUGAAAUUGGGUUCGACAUGGACAAGAUGGACCAGGACUUUGUAAAAUCACUAAAGUGUGUGUGCAUAUUUGCGACCCAUAAAGGUAACAAGGUCGACUCUUUCAAAGUCGGAAAAACAUACUACAUCUUUUGAUGUGUCAAGCGAGACUUGCAUGGAGACACCUUACACAAGAUCACAGCAACACAUCUUUUAGAGAAGAACUUGCGUACGUAAGCCGUACCAUGCGUGUAGUACAGCUGACCAAUCAGUGCAUAUGUAGAAUGUGUUUUGGGUAUUUAAAUAGAGGUAAUUUGGGAGUUUAUUCAAAAUUUUCUGAGUUUGAUUAUGUAUCUCUAUCGGUCACACGUUGCAUGGCAGCCGUAUGUAAGACUUUUUCUUCAAGCAAAAAAAAUUUAAGGUGAAAAAAAAAUAGUAUGAUGCCACUUGGAUUAUUCCUAGCCACUAGGAGCUCAUGCAUAGGAACGUAGAAGACUGCUCACAUCUCAAAACCUCUUCAAGGCCUCGCCAAUCCUAAAACCCAUAACGCCAUGUCCUCCUUGGCCGCUAGGUCAGUGCUCCGCUCCACCGCGUCUCGGACCACCCAGCUGCGUUCGAGGCUCGCUUUCGCAGCCAAAACCAAACCAGCUGUCGCCUCACCCUUUAGCAUCCCCAAACAAAACCAAAACCUACUGUCUCAUCGCAUCUUCAGGUCGCCUGCGGAGUUGAGCUGCUGCGUGGAGACGUUGCUUCCCUACCAUACAGCCACAGCCUCUGCAUUGCUCACUUCGAAGCUAGAAGUCUCGCAACGCUUCUAUGUUUUGAUCCCUGAAGGUGAAUGAUUGUUACCCGUUGAGAUGCGCGGCAUUGUCGUACUUUUCGUCAAUUUCAAAGAAUUUUGCAAGACUUUCUUUAGGGAUUUUUCACUUGUAAAACUAUUUUGUUAUACAAUAUUAAUCAUUGAGGAAGUGAUCUUGAUA
Rosa chinensis is the source of this 1214-nucleotide messenger RNA. Its product is annotated as protein NUCLEAR FUSION DEFECTIVE 6, mitochondrial. The transcript is spliced from 3 exons. Bases 786 to 1076 code for a protein of 96 amino acids. Gene Ontology annotation, cellular component: mitochondrion. The record is from RefSeq and is a predicted model, not a curated record. Lineage: Eukaryota; Viridiplantae; Streptophyta; Magnoliopsida; Rosales; Rosaceae.